AUGAGGAGGCAGGCACAGGGGCCAAGGAUGAAUAAGGGGAUUCUCUUUUGUUCAUCUUUGAAGACAUUGUAUGUACCUGCAUACCAUACCAACCUGGUUAAAAAACUUAUAAUAGCAGAUCACUCUCACUCAAUCUUCUCCGAACCAGCAGCAAUGGAUGUCACUGAUGAGAGUCACACCAACCAGAAGUUGGUGGUGAAAGUGGAUCUACAUGAUGACAGAGACAGGAGCAAGGCCAUGCGAAUAGUUUCUGGUUUUGAAGGGAUUGGAUCUCUGGCUAUGGACUUGAAGGACAAAAAACUAACGGUAUCCGGCGAUUUCGACCCAGUCAAGGUGGUGAACAAACUGAGGAAAUCUCGGCACACAGAAAUCGUGAGCGUUGGACCAGCUAAGGAAGACGAUGGCAAGAAAGACGGGGGCAUGAAAGAAGAGGGCAAGAAAAACGAGGAUCAAGUCGCCAAUCUCAAAGCCUAUCAAGCAUACCAUCCUAUGCCUUUCACAUAUUACUGUGUAUCAUAUGUUAAAAUUCUUUGUGCUUCCAGACCGAAUCAGGACUUGGUUUGUGCACCGGGGAGGAUUGAAUAAGAAAGGUUGAUUACGCCCUGUGAACACAAGAACGAGCGGAGUACCUUUUCGAGAAUAUUAAGCUUUUAUUGCGUCGUUCGGUACUUGUAUGUGCGUAGGGUGUAUAUGUAGAGAGAUUGGUUUUCAGUUGAGGAGCUCAAGUAUGGAAGAUCCAUUAUGUAUUCCCUUUCGGUAA
This is a messenger RNA of Eucalyptus grandis, 760 nucleotides long. Its product is annotated as heavy metal-associated isoprenylated plant protein 39-like. Gene Ontology annotation, molecular function: metal ion binding. The record is from RefSeq and is a predicted model, not a curated record. Lineage: Eukaryota; Viridiplantae; Streptophyta; Magnoliopsida; Myrtales; Myrtaceae. The transcript is spliced from 4 exons. The coding region runs from base 1 to 585 and encodes 194 amino acids.